AUGAAUGGGGAUUCUGGCUUGGUCGUCACUUUGGUGGAGCGUCUCACGACCCGGCUUCCCCAUCGAACUGGAUCCCCCUUACAUGACUUCAACCGCGAUGAGGUCGUCGUUCUCACUCGCGGCACACUGAUCGGCGUUAGCUGUUCUUGCAUUGGCACCGUCAUCGAGGCCCUCGUGCAGCUACUGGAGGAGCUUUCCAAACCCUUCAAGGGAAUACAGUCGCAUCCCAUCCACGUCCUCCUUUCCGAACUCUACAUACUCGACUUAGUAGCAGAAUGUUGCUCCGUCCAUUGGGCGAGUCUAAACAAGACGCACGCUCCGAUUGUGGAGGGCGAGGAGACAUCCGACUCUGAGGAUUCCGGUUCUGAAACCGAGAAGAAGAAUGCUAUACCGCCGGGCAACAAUUAUGUACCGAAAAGACGGGGAUCUCGAAACCAGUUUAUAUCUCGAAGUGUUCCGCCAGGGCCCUUGGCUGAUGACCUUGUCAGGAGGUUAGUAGACGCUGUUAAGCUGUUCUGGGGGCCGAUUCCCGACGGUUAUGUUCUCCCGGCGACCACUAUCCUCGAUGAUUUACCUCAGGGAGAAAUCGUUGGGGACUCGUAUCUCCCAGAGAGUACAUCGCUCAGCAAUGGCAUCCUUAGUGGGGCAGAUGUUUCCAAACUCCUUCUGGAAAAAUCCGACGCUAUAGACGGAUAUACACGGGGGAUCAUAGGGUACGUUUCUUGCUCAAAUUGGCCUCGUGCCCUUGAGCACCUCAAGAGUACUCUUCAGCAUGUCGCUCGGCAAAAUAACAGCAACCCUUCGCAAGCGGGCUUUUCGGUAGAUGAUGACAAGGUCGCCUUGGUUUCCCUUCGUCUGAUAGCUUUCUUCUGGGUAGACAGUCGCAAGCUUAGUAUUGUCAUUCAGGAGCUUUGUGGCAGCUUCUUGCACCUUCGCAAAAACUUCCAGACUACUGUUGCAAUAGUAUUGCCACUGCUAAUCACCAGGUGGCUGCAACGAUAUCCAAAAGAGUUCAUGGAGCUUCAUUCCACCAACAAAAGACUCGACGGUGGCGCAGAAAUGCUAUUUGAUAUGUCCAACACCAUGUUUGAGGGUGGCAAAAAGAAGGCGCUCUUGUUCCCCUUCCAAACGUCACUGCUUCUGCUUCUGCCUGAUGUUUUCGAGUACGCUAGUAACAUGAGGGACGUCAAAAGCAGCAGCAGCAUAGCGAAGAAAGUAUCUUUCUUGGAAAUGCUCAGGAAAGCCUUGCGGAGCAGGAACGAGACCGCUAUCUUCUGCCUGACCUCUGUUUUGAGGGUAGCGAGGCAUUUUCCUCUCGACAGCGAUGCUGCGAUUGUGAGUUACGCUCUGGAUGUGCAAGAAGAAGUGAGAGAGGCAGUCUUUAGGCGCCAAAACCCCGGCAUGGAUGUUGCGAAUAUUGACAACGCUCUCAUGACUGCCGCAUUUGUUAGUCUUACACAUUUGAACUUCGACUCGUGUGUGGAACAUCUCACCCCACUUUGUCUUUCCCCCAAUGCACCACAGGAUUUCAAGAUUGCCGUCAUGUCGGCGUGUACCCAUUUCGCCAGACAGUCCACUACUGACGCAUAUCAACUAUUGUUCAUAAAAAUAGCUGAAUUCAUUCGGGCACAGCUGAUAUCAUCAGCGCCGACAAAGCGUACUUCUCACCCGGAUGGACAACAAAUCGGCCUCAAGCCGCUUGACGUGUCCAACUCUACCGAUCUGAUUCAAAGUAUCUUUAUGUUCCUAGAUGCAUCGCCACUCACACUUUUCAUUGACUCUCCCGAGUUUGGUCCUAAUUGGGUUAAUUACUUUGAUGCUACUGUUGCAUCUCUCACAGUAUAUGUAGCCGCCGAUGAUGAGCGCCUCAGGUCUAUGGCGAAUGCAGUUUGUAAGAGGCUACUCUCGGACGGAACCAUCGAUUUCCGGCCUAAGUCAAAGAAACCGGGAUUAAAGUCACUCAAGAUCAAUUUCUGGAAAGCAACAUCUGCAAUCCUCACGGCAGCAGCUGGGAAGCUCAUCAACAUGGGUACCGACGAGAAGGGCACCCUCCGAUUCAUUCAUGACUACCUGGAAGCCCGAUUGGACUUUUUGAGGAUCCUGGAAGAUCCGACAGAAGUUGCCGAAGAUACGUUAGAAACAACAAUUGUUUGCAGCAAAAUCGAGACUGCUUUCUUGAUUACCCUGUGCUCCACAGACAUCUCAGUGUGCCAGCUGGUGACCAAGUGUAUAUCCAUGUCCUGCCACGAGGCCCGUUUGGUGGAUUUUCCGGCCGGGGGUAACAAGUCGAUGACUCCAAAUGCCCGAAACAUGGAGAUCUAUAAAGAAAUCUCUUCCAGAGAAUUUCGAUUUACCGGCCUGGUAGCUUUCCAAAAACGUAUUCGUGGGCAACUACGCAAAAUCAAGUACCCGACUCUUGGUAUAUUGACCGCCUGGGAAACAGUCUUCGAAUACUGGUUCGGAAUCUCGAAUCAUAUAUUUUUCAGGCCUUCCGAAAUGCUGGAAGAGAGGUCGCUUGUGGAGUGGCGCAAUUACUCCGGGCUUCUCGCUUCGCUAGGAGGUGCCUGCAUUUCGGAUCUGGCUAUGGGUCUCGCAGCUGAGGAUACAGGUUUAGCUGGCCUGAGAUGGAUCGAUAAGGUAUCUCCUGAAUCGAAUGACGAUACGCUGUUGAGCAAGUUCAUGAAGCAGAGCAUCCGGUUACUAGCAAGUAACAAUGUCAGAAUACGAGAGGCAACCAGAGAAACGCUAUCAACAGAACUCGCACCCUCGUUAUACUUUCCGCUCUUUGAGGCUCUCGAAGCGGAACUUGUGGUGCUGUUCGAUAGCGCGCGGACGAACACCUCACUAUCCCUCGAAUCUCGUGUCAUUUUUGCCGAACAGGCGGCUGCUCUGUUGCGAACCAUUGUAGAGCGGUUAGGUGGCCCAGCCGAAGUCGGCGCGGCGCUGUCUAUUGACAUCGGUGCGUUGACACUCAAUUUUGCUAAAUUCCUGGACGAUUUGGCGGAAGGAGCAAACACAAUGCGGGUCAAGAUCAAGAUCUGUCAGCUUUGCGAAGCGGUCACACAGAAGAAAGAGUUUCUGAACCUCCGAAACGAUGUCCGUAUCAGGAAUCAGCUGUUGGAGGUCAUCUUUAGCUGGAUCGCUCGACCAGGUACUCCAAUAGACGCUGUGGUCUCUUCUGGUGCCCGGGUUGAUGAGGUCUUUCGCCUGCAAAGGGAUUUGGACCGAGCUUGUUUGAAAGCCCUGGCAGAUCUCACCUACCGGCUACCUCUUCAGCCAGCAGAGGGGCAGACCGACGCAGAUACGAGUGACCUCAAGUCCCAGAUGUUUCACACUUACUUCAACCGUUUCCUCUCCUUGCUCAAUGUUGAGACGGUGGCAAAUGGGAGGAACGAAAUCCGACUUGCACCGGCCGUUAAUGAAGAUAUGACGGCUUCUGAGCUUGCUAUCACUGCACUGUCCAAUCUCCUCAGUGCUAACAUUGAUGUUGGGCUCAAGCAUUCGCUUGGUAUUGGCUACCACGAGGAUUUGGAUAUCCGCACUGCUUUUGUAAAAGUACUGUGCAACAUCUUGAUACAAGGUGCGGAGCUCAAUAACCUUUCAGAUACGGCUGUCAAUGAGAAGUAUGAUGAGCUUCUAGUGCUGCUCAUCAACGAUAUGGCAUUGACGAUCGCCCUAUGCGAUGCAUGUCCAAGUAUGGAAGUUGAUGAAAUGACAAUCUCUCUCCUUAAUAUAUUCGACUCUAGAGGUCUCGGAUUUGUAUUGCUAGAAGCUCUGAUAGAGCAUGAAGUCGAAGAAACUGAGAACGAAGCGGAGUUAUUACGUAGGAACUGCGUGGCAACAAAAAUGCUUUCAGUAUACGCAAAGUGGAAGGGGGCAGCAUAUCUGAAAGCCACCCUCCAACGAGUGUUAGAGCGCCUGGUCCUAACCUCAGGCGAAAUAGAUCUGGAGCUAGAUCCGGCCCGUACUUCUUCUGCCGACGAACUCCAAAAGAACGCUCUUCAACUGAGAAUUGUCGCAAAAGUAUUUAUUGACGAUAUCUGCAAUUCCGCCUCACACAUUCCUGUUUCUUUUAGGAAAAUAUGCAGUAUUAUAUCGACAGCUGUGAUGAAGAGGUUUCCAGAAGCCAAGUUCACUGCUGUUGGAGCAUUCAUAUUCCUGCGAUUCUUCUGCCCAGCUAUUGUGGCUCCCGAUGUCGAAGGUCUGAUAACAACCACUCCUUCAAAGGAAUUGAGGCGUGGGCUUCUACUUAUUGCGAAGGUUGUACAAAAUUUAGCGAAUAACGUACUUUUCGGUGCCAAGGAGCCGUACAUGUUCCCGCUCAACGAUUUUCUGACACAGCACAUCUACCCAGUGACGACUUUCUUACGAGAAAUUUCUGUGUCCCCGGAUAUUCUUGAGCCUGACAUUGAGACGGAAUCUUUUGAUUUUGGUUCUUGUGUUGCCUUACACAGGUUUCUCUACGACCACUGGGAUCACGUCCGACAGAAGAUCGUGGUCAGGGAGCGCAAGGGUAAUUUACGCUCGCCCAUCGAAGUCAGCAAGGGUCAAAUUCCAAUACUGGAGGCUUUGCGCAAGCUCAUUACCAAUCUGGGUCCUCCACCCAUGGACGUCUCCUGGAAUAGGCCUGCCAUAUCGUCGAACAGUCCCCCUUCAUACUCACGUUUCCAGCACUUUAUGCUUAGGAACGCCAGCCGGAAUACCGAAUCUCUCGUCUCGACUAGGGCAGUCUAUGAUGGUGGAGAGAGCAAAGAUGGUCUGCCAAUGAUCUGCAUUAUUCUUCGCAACGUUGAUACCGAGACGACAGAUUAUGAGUUGCUCUUAUUUGGCUACCUCAAAAUCGCAAGUCGCAUGUGGCAUCGGCCGUUCGGAAUCCUGAUGGACGCGACUUGCUAUAAUGGCCAAAACGAGCCCCAGGAUGCACUCUUCCGCAAACUGGACCUUCUCACUCCAUCGGAACUUUCCAAGCAGUUGUCGAGGGUAUAUGUUUACAACAUGAACAGUGCUUUCAGGAAAUGCUUCCGGCGAAUUCUGCGAUUGGCCGCAAAGAGCGAAAACAGUGCUUUCCACCCAAAGAAUGUGGACUAUCAUCUCAUCGGUAGUCUCCAAGACCUUCAGGCUCAUUUUCAUCUGAGCCAGUUACACUUGCCCAAGGAGACUAUCAGUGUUGUCACUGAUACAAGAUACGUGUUCCAGCCCGUAGUCAGGCUUUCUAAGACGAAGGGCAAGAUCGAGGUUGUGAUCAAAGUCGGCAGCCAGUUUGUGCAAGUAACCACAAGCAAGAAACAAGAAGUCGUGCCUGGGCUAAGGCUGCAUGCAACUGUCAACGAUAUAUUCCGCCUCUCCGAGGUAGACGAAGCGCCUACUUCGAUACAAACAGAAGAUGACUCGGCCUUUGGACUCCGCACUGAGAACGGCAGGAUUGUCAUGUACUUCACCAGUCCUAGAAAGCCAGAUGUUCUUCAGGCGAUCAGAGGCGCCAAAGCCAAGUACGGUAAGGAGCUGAGGACUUUGAAGUCUUUUGAAAGACUUGUUCGACCACAAGAUGUCCCAGGCACGCUCCUAAACAUUGCCCUGUCGAAUAUGGCGAGUUCGGAUCAGGUUCUUCGGUUGGCUUCGUACAAUCUUCUGUGUGCGCUCUGCCGCGCCUUCAAAUUUGCGGCGGAUUCCAAGUUCAUGACUACAACAGAACUCUCUGUGCCACUGAAUCCUUCUCAGUUCAUCAUCGAAAUCAGCCAGCAACUAGCCAAGUCGGAGCCACAGCUCACAGCAGACUUUCUCAAUGAGUUCUUCGUGGGCUGGGAGAGCUUCCCUUACGCUCAGCGACCAAUGAGUAUAGCGUAUAUGGCACCCUGGAUUCCAGGCUUGAGGGCAGGCUUGAUACCUAACGACGCGGAUAGCGAAAAGGCGAGAGAGAAGGUUGCGGUCAUCUUCCGGAGACUUAUCGACGUCGCAAUUUCGGACAUCGCUCUGGGCACAACUCUAGAGCAGAACAUAUACCCAUCAAUUACCGACGAUGAGUUGUAUACAGAAAUAUUCUUGGAUGAGCUUAUUAAGGCUGCUUUGAGCUUCGGCUUGAACGAUGAACGGACAGAGAUCUUGGGCUCUGUGAUUGCUUCCCUCAGGACAGUAACAGUCCGCGGGAAACUGCUUGCGCGGCUUCGAAAGGCAUUAAAUAGGACUUCACUGCGCCCUACGAGACACCUGCCCGAGAACACGGUCUGGGGCGAAAUAUGUGUACUCGUCCGACUGUCCGUCUCAACGUCAUUCGAUAGCGGAAUACAGUCUCAGCUUUUCCUUCCAGAGCUCUUCCAUCUAGUCACAAUGCUUGCCAACACUGGAGCUAUAGAUAUACGAAUCAUGAUCCACCGGUUGCUGGUUAAUACUAUUCAUGCUAUCUGCACCUCAUUCGGGUUAGAAGAGAGCAAGCUUGCCAGAUUGAAGGUACUACUCCUUUCGGUCUCGGAACCAGGACCAGAUUCGAUGUUCAAUAUUCCUGUUCGGGAUGGCAUAUCCAGUUCCUCUUCGCAAGACUCGGGGAUUCCGUCUUUGAUUGCAACCGAAUCUCUUGCUGUUAUGCUGGCCGAAGUCAGUACGCUUGCUGCAUUGACUGUUGACAUGUCAAAUGCUUGGCGGUCAAGGUGGAUGAGCUUGGUUGCCAGCACCGCCUUCCAAAGCAAUCCUGCCAUUCAACCUCGUGCCUUCACCGUCAUGGGUGUCCUAGCACGGGAGGACGUCGACGAUGACCUUCUGUAUCAAGUCCUAGUCGCUCUAAGGAGUAGCAUUGGCCGAUUUAUGGAAGAGCACGACAGUGAGAUGCUAAUCGCCAUCGUCACAUCGCUAACUAAGAUGAUGGAUAAGCUGCCCUCAGCUUCACGUUAUGGGAUGCAAAUGUUCUGGCUUGCGUUGUCUCUCGUCCGGCUCGUACCUCUCCCGCUAUUCAACUGCACAGCGUUGUUCCUAGAUGCUGUGCUGCAUAAUAUUGCUACUUCGGGCGAGUUCAAGGGUGGCCGGAUGGUACCUACUCUACUGCUAGGCAGGGCUCCGCUCGAAGAUGCUGCGAUACAACUUGAUGAGAUCUAUGGGAUUCAUUUCAACAUGGAGAACUUCCACUUUGCGCUCUGUGCUUCCCUCGUCAAAGGGUUCAGGGACUCGGUCACGAAGGCGACAGCAACUCGAGUUAUAUCGACUUUCCUGGAAAUCACUACUUCGAGCGCCGGCAAGGAUGCAUUGUUUCCCAAAGAUCUGAGCGCGUUUCCUUAUUUAGGGCUUCUUAUUUCCCGUGCCAUAUCGGCAGAAGAAGCCAGAGACAAUCUCUGGCUAGCAGGUUGGAUCGCCUCUGACGAUGACGUGACUACUGAGGGCCUGCUGGAUAUGAUUGACCUGAAGAUGAUCAAGGAUAAGGAACUUUUGCUUAACGCCGCUAUUAGCAUCGUCGACUUCAACUAUCUGGAGGAUACUGUCCAGAACCGAGGAUUGCUCUGGCUCAAUAGGAUUGCCAUGAAGCGGCCGACUGUGAUAUUGCAUCUUUGCGGACCAGUUGUUCGCGUCCUGGACAAUAUUCUCAUUUCUUGCCAGAACGCCGUAACGCUUGAAUCCGCCCAUUUACUAAUGCGAACCAUCACCUCCAACCCAAAGUUCGCAGCUGGAGUUGAUACAGCCGAGAUGCUGGAGGAUGUGCUGGACGGGAUUGGAUUCGGGGGCUUGUGGCGCUCGUCGACGUUCCAUACUGCUAGCGAUCAUGAGCGGCAGUGUACAGCUUUGACGGAUCGACUCAUUGAGCUUAUCAUUGCUUGA
Molecule: messenger RNA, 7797 nt
Organism: Drepanopeziza brunnea f. sp. 'multigermtubi' MB_m1
Lineage: Eukaryota; Fungi; Ascomycota; Leotiomycetes; Helotiales; Drepanopezizaceae
Biological process (GO): regulation of GTPase activity
Source: RefSeq, a predicted model, not a curated record